AUUAAAACAUUUUUGAAUAUAAUUUCGUGACAUUUGAUACAAUAUGAACAUAAUGUGAAAUCACACGCGUACACAAAAUUUAAUUUUUGAAGAAAAUAAAUCUUAAUAUAUAUUUUUUUUAUUUAUUUAUUUUGUUUCCUCAUUAUAUUUGUGUAUAUUGUUUGUGUCACAACAACGCAUGCGCGUAACCAGGUAUGAAACAACUUGUCAUGUAUGAGAACUCUCCCCUGGACACACGUGUGGGAAGACGAAAUGUGAAAAGUGUGAAUCCGUUUCAUAGACGCCUGUGGGCAUCUUUUCAAGCGUGUGGCAAGGGAAAUAACGAGCAACAUUCACCUCUAAUUAUGUAUUUCCUGGACUUUCCACAUUUCCAAAAGUAAUUCAGAGCAUUUCAUGGAUCUGACAAUUUGGGAAAAGUCACGAAGUGGUGUAGUUCAUUCUUUUUGAAUAACAGCGACUGAUAAACAGAGAACAAAAACAGAAGAGAGGUGCUAUUAGUCAGAUUGUGACACAUGGUUCUCACAUGGCCAGGAUAAAGACAGAGUCAGCGAGGGAGUUUCCCUCAGCCAUUGAAGAGCAACGGUUGGAAGGAAUAAUGCCAACGCGAACAUCCACAAAGAAGAGAUUCGUUGCCAAAGGAGUUGAAAUCUCGCUGUCGUUCUGAAGAUGCAGGGUGACCCUGUCUACGACUAUCCUGAAGCUCGGCCCUUGGGGGAGAGACGGACAUGUCCACAGAGAGGAUCCCUGAGGAGCAUCAGUGUACUGGACCGGCUCUUGUUGACGCACCCUGUGUGGCUCCAGCUUUCCAUUAACUCGGCUACAGCUCUUCACAUCCUGCGGUGUGAGCCCCCUGGGACCUUCCUGGUGCGUAAGUCCAGUACAUCGCAGAAAAAAAUGUUGUGCGUCCGGCUGGCAGACGACAGCAUGCCAUCCUUCUUCAAACAGGUCAUCAUCCGAGAAGAAGACUCAGCCUUCUCUUUGGAAAGCUCUGCUAUUAGUUUCCCAGACCUGUGCAGACUCGUUGCCUUCUACUGUGUUAGUCGGGAUGUUCUUCCUUUCACUCUGGAGCUGCCUGAAGCCAUUGCCAAGGCUUCUUCACACAAACAGUUGGAGUCAAUCUCUCAUAUGGGUGUGGAGUUCUGGAGUUCCCACUUAAAUGUGCGGGGUCCUCGCAAUGAACCUUCUGCCACUGACAAACUCUUGCCUCCUAUUCCAAGCCCACAAGACUGCUUAACGCCCGUCAACCCAAACCCCACUCCGUUCCAGGAGCUAUGUCCAAUCCAAACACGGAGUCCCUGCGAGCUAGAUUACGGGGGAGGCAAAGGUUUAUGUUUUGUCAACCCUCUUUUCCUACAAGACUACCCAGGUCGCAACGCCAUGCACAGGCGUCAUAAUUUCAAAAGCAGCAUCAAGGUUCGUGUCUCCACUGAAAAUUCCAGCCCCUUGUCGCCCCCUGUCCUCCCACCACCUCCACCGCCGUUACUGGCUAAAGCCAAAUGCAAAGCCAGAUUGAAAGCUGCAAAGCAGAUGACCCCACCUGAUGCAGUUCAGGCCAGUGAGGAAGCUAUCAAAAAGACUGUGGAGGAAGUCACGGACUACAUGCAACCUUGUGUAUCAUUACAGAAGAAAGCCAAGGUCACCUCUACUCUUUCUCCCACCGCUGAAGAAGAUGACUAUCAGAUGCCUAAAGUUCUUCAGAAGGCCCAGGCAAAAAUCCUGGAGCAGAAAGGACAGGAAGAAGAUGAGGAGGAAGCAGAAGAGGAGGAAGGACUUGUGCUGGAACAGCGACAUGCUCCGUCUCUCAGUGAGCUGGACAGCAGCAGUUCCCUCAGCAGUCUCGACGAGACGGAGGAAAGUCCCGAACGUCCUCCUCUCAUACGAGGCACUAGCAACCCUGUCAUGCCACCUCCCAGGAAGUCCAUGUCUGCUCUGCGCAAAAUGAGCGCUGCCUUCAUAUCCUUUUUUGCCCCAGAGAAGCGAGUGGCGCGGAUGGUGGAGGACCUGUCUCGAGACCGUCGCAUGGCAUUUGGCGCUCUGGUUCAGGACUUCCUGAGGCAGCAGAGAGAGGCGCUGAAGCCCCAUUGCUUGACCUCUGCUGUGCAGCUGCUGCAGGAUUUGCGUCUCUUCAUCAGUCAGGCCAAAGCUUUCCUUCUGGAAUGUGGAGAGCUGGAACCUCCAAUAGAAACUCUUUUGACUGAGAAUGAGAAAGACCAAGCACUGGAGAAGGCCAUGUUCCGCUGUGUGCUGAAGCCUCUGAAGCCUCAGAUUGAUGCAGCUCUUCGGACCCUGCACAAACAAGAUGGUUCCUUCCAAAGAAUGAUGGACAGCUUGCAAAGAGCCAAAGGAGCCUCACCACAGAAGCUAUUUGGGGUUCAGGUGGGCGUUCCUGACGCCCAGGGCAUUGAGAAAAUUAAGCACAAGCUGACUCUAAUGCAGCGGGCGUACUCGCCCAUUGACAAAGUGCUGCUGCUCUUGCAGAUCUGCAAACUUAUUUACAAAUCUAUGAAAAAUAAAUCAGGGCAGGAAUUUGGUGCAGAUGACUUCCUCCCUGCUCUCUCAUAUGUGAUGGUGCUGUGCAAUAUGCCAGAGAUCUCUCUGGAGGUGGAGUAUAUGAUGGAGCUUUUGGAAAGCUCUUGGCUUACAGGAGAAGGGGGUUACUAUCUGACAAGUGUCUAUGCCAGUCUGAGUCUGAUUCAGAGUCAGCCGGAGGAUGUGCCACCAAACUGCCUUACAAACCAGGCCAGAGAGUCUCUGAAAGAAUGGAGCCGGCGUCGGAGCAACGAAACCACAAGUCAGAAAGACAACAAAUUGCACCAGAGGUUUAUAAAGGUGCUGUUUCAAGAUGGCGACAGUAGCUUGGUAAAAACUCUCAUGUGGAAGACUGCUCUCAACGGUGAGGCUAUGGCUCAGCUCUGUGCUGUGAAGUUUGGAGUGGACCGGCCGGAGGAUUACAGCCUGUACUGGAGGAGAGAUGGGGUGUUAAUGCCUCUCCCGCCUAACGCCCAGAUUCAAGACCUGCAGAGCAUGAGCGUGAGUGGGGUUCCUCUUAUUUACCAGGCGUCCAGUCAGGAUGAAAGGUCCCAGAAGCUGAACAGAGGGAGCGCGGUGGACCUAACAGAGGCGGCUUCAUAAUAUGGGACUUUUUCAGAUGUCACAUAUGUAGGUCAAAGCAAUUCUGCAUUUUAUGCAGCAUGCCUCAUUUCUCAAAGAAAGGCUGAUGAAAUAAUAAUAAUAUCCUUGUAAUGGAGCUCAGUAACCAUUUGAGGUGUUUUCCACUGAAUCUAUUUAAUGUUGACUGUACGAUUAGAUUACACCUCUAAUAAAUAAAGGCUGUGUUUUGGCAUCAUGGAAACUUUCCAUUACACAAUAUGUAAGAAGGUUCUUUAGUUUAUGAAAAUGUUGUUUACACACUAAGAAAAAAAGUUUUUGUUUUUUUUAGGAACUGUUCACCAAAAAGUUCUUUGUGGAACCGAGAAUUAUUUUAUUGUAUUGCUGCAAGCCCCCCUUUUAGAACCUUUAUUUAAGUUUGUAGAUUUUUGUAAGAUGCUAAACCAGCCUGUUUAUUCUCCAUUGCUGGUAAUUAUUGAUUGUGUUUAGCUGGUGUUGUGUGAUAUUUCAUUGGGCUAAAUUAUUAAGCAUUUGCUUGUGUUAUAUUAUGUGUAAUAUCUUAAUAUAAUCUUAUAGGUUGGUUAUCAAUGACUGGAUUCAUUACUCCAACUGAUUUUUUUUUUUUUUUUCAUUUUAGUCUUUUCUAAUGUAAAAUGUAUGAGUAAUUAACCAAUUAUGGAAAUAUCUAAUUUAUGAGAUGG
Molecule: messenger RNA, 3809 nt
Organism: Onychostoma macrolepis
Lineage: Eukaryota; Metazoa; Chordata; Actinopteri; Cypriniformes; Cyprinidae
Gene: rin1a
Product: Ras and Rab interactor 1a
Exons: 12
Coding region: 667-3132 (821 amino acids)
Biological process (GO): vesicle-mediated transport
Cellular component (GO): endocytic vesicle; cytosol
Molecular function (GO): guanyl-nucleotide exchange factor activity; small GTPase binding
Source: RefSeq, a predicted model, not a curated record